Molecule: messenger RNA, 1849 nt
Organism: Carya illinoinensis
Lineage: Eukaryota; Viridiplantae; Streptophyta; Magnoliopsida; Fagales; Juglandaceae
Product: heparanase-like protein 3
Exons: 9
Coding region: 111-1712 (533 amino acids)
Cellular component (GO): plant-type cell wall; membrane
Molecular function (GO): beta-glucuronidase activity
Source: RefSeq, a predicted model, not a curated record
UCCCUCUUUUACACUCUUGGUGGACUCCAUUUACUAAAGAGUGAAGAGCUACGUACAUAAACGUAUCCCCCUUAGCGUUUCUUGCUUUUUACUUUUUGCUUCAUCAGAGAAUGAGUUCUCCGGUUUUGCUUGUGUGGAUUGGAAUUUGGAUGUGUGUGUUUAGUCACAGCGCCAUCAUUCCUGCUGUGGGUGGAGAUGGGAGUGCUGAGGGGACUGUUUUUGUUGAUAGCCAAACAAUCAUCGGGAGGACUGAUAAAGAUUUUAUAUGUGCAACCUUAGAUUGGUGGCCUCCUGAGAAAUGUGAUUAUGGAACAUGCAGCUGGGGUCAUGCCUCUCUGCUCAAUCUGAAUCUGAGCAACAAUAUUCUAGCAAAUGCCAUAAAAGCCUUUUCUCCCUUGAAACUUAGACUUGGCGGCAGUUUGGAAGAUCAAAUCAUAUAUGAUACAGAAGAUAACCGGCAACCUUGUCUUCCUUUUGUUCAAAAUUCCUCAGCCAUGUUUAAUUUCUCUCAUGGUUGCUUACCCAUGCCUAGAUGGGAUGAGUUAAAUGCUCUCUUCAAGAAAACCGGGGCUAAAAUUAUUUUCGGGCUGAAUGCUCUCUCUGGAAGAACUCUACAGCCUGAUGGAACUUCAACGGGAACUUGGGAUCACAAAAAUGCUGAAUCUUUCAUGCGUUAUACCGUCAGCAAGAACUACACUAUUCAUGGAUGGGAGCUUGGAAAUGAAUUGUGUGCGGGAGGAGUCGGAACCAGAGUUCUAGCAGAUCAGUAUGCUUUGGACACUACCACUUUGGCGGACAUAGUCCAAAGAGUUUACAAGGGAAUUAAACCCAAGCCACUAAUCCUAGCACCGGGAGGAUUCUUUGACGAGAAAUGGUUUAUAGAUUUCAUAGACAGGACGACCCCAACUUUGGGUGCCGUCACCCACCACUUAUACAAUCUGGGGGCAGGAGUUGAUAAGAACCUUGUUAACAAGAUUCUGGAUCCGUCCUACCUCGACCGCGUGUAUGAUACAUUUAAGGAUCUCCUUGACAUCCUCAAGAUGUAUUCAACUAGAGCAGUUGCAUGGGUUGGAGAGUCAGGGGGUGCUUACAACAGUGGCCAUCAUCUUGUCACAAAUGCAUUUGUGUUUAGUUUCUGGUAUUUGGAUCAGCUAGGAAUGUCAUCAGCUCAUGACACAAAAACUUACUGCAGACAGAGUUUUAUUGGUGGAAACUAUGGUUUACUCAACACUACUACCUUUGAACCAAAUCCAGACUACUACAGUGCUCUUCUUUGGCACCGAUUAAUGGGAAGAAAUGUUCUUCCAACUAGCUUUUCUGGAACAAAGAAAAUACGUGCUUAUGCUCACUGCUCAAGAGUUUCCAGAGGAAUCACGUUAUUACUAAUGAACCUAGACAACAGCACCACCGUCUAUGCCGAUGUAGCCUUCAAUAGUACUGGGACCUUUAAAAGAAAAACCAUUCUGCUGCCUCCACCUUUUAAAGGCGGAAAUAUAAGAGAGGAGUUCCAUCUAACAGCAAAAGAUGGGGAUCUACACAGCCAAACUGUCCUGCUAAAUGGAAAUAUUUUAGCUGUAAAUUCUGCUGGGGACAUACCUCCAUUUGUGCCUGUAUACGUAAAUUCAUUAACCCCAAUACAGGUGGCUCCCUACUCUAUUGUAUUUGCACACCUGCCAAAUGCUGAUGUCCCUGCUUGUAGGUUGCGGCACUAGGUGGAGAGCUCAAAUUGGUUGCAUCUAGUGAUCAAGAAAGACAAUGAUUUAUUCUUUUUUAUUUAUGAAGUAAGGUUCUUUUUUUUUAUUUUUUUAUUUUUGGGUUGUUGAUUUUAAUCAAUAUGAAAGUUUUUUUC